CACCUAAUUAUUAAGCCAUUUUUUGAACUUCUUUUGUGUUUUUGCAUAUGAAUACGUGUGGUGCUCUGUGGUGGACUAGGAGCUAUGAAGCUUAAAUGUUCCAUAACCCAUAACCGCCUUGAUGUAUGGUAAAAUAGAUGUCCAUGGUGUUCAGAAUCUGAAAGAUCCUCAAGGUGUAGACAGACUGGUCUGGUGGCUCGCUCAAGUAGAAAGACGUGUGGAUUUGAUGUUAACAAGAUGAUGUGCAUUUGUACGCAUAGAUCAGUGUACUGAAGAAAAUCAGAUCUGGUAUCUCUUCACAGAUCAAGUUGUCGAUUUCUUUAUGCUGCCCAUAUGAUUUCACCUCACGUCAACGACUCUGUAAUAUGGAGAAGCUCAUUUAGGCCAACUUGAAAAAUAGUAGAGCAGUUUGUGAAACUGAAGGAAAAGGGGGAUCCUUUGUUCCAUAAUCUUUAUUCAUAUAAUGGACGUAUCAUCAGCGAAAUGGUUUUCGGAUUUGGGAAUGGAUGAUUACAACUUCAUUCAUGAAGGGUUUACAGCACAGGACAUAGCAACUGCCCUUGGGGAAAAUUUCAAACAAUCCUUCUCCAAUGAGAGUUAUUCCUCUUACGCAACUUUGACUACCCAAAAAUCCCCCAACACCACAUUAAGUGGUGGUUCAUCUAUCAAUGAGACUAAUUCUCAGACAAGCUUUGAGAGACCAGCCAAACAGGUCAAGACCAACAGCUGGAACUCUGCCAUUACAGAACAUGUUUCACCAAAGCCUUCUUGCAAUUCUUCAUCCUCCCACAUUCUUUCUUUCGAGAACACGAAUUUGAAUUCUUCACCACCUUCCAAGCCUCAUCAACAGUUCUCUAAUGGUUUUGACACUACCCUGAGGCCAAAGGAUGAGGCACCAUCCGAAAUAUGUAUGCAGUUUGAGAACCAAGGCUAUGGGACUAAUAAGAGGCCUUACUCAAUGACUAGAACUCCUUCUCAUGCUCAAGACCACAUAAUGGCUGAGAGGAAGAGAAGAGAAAAGCUCAGUCAGAGAUUCAUUGCUCUUUCCGCCAUUGUUCCUGGACUAAAAAAGAUGGACAAAGCUUCUGUUCUUGGAGAUGCAAUCAAAUAUGUGAAACAGCUCCAAGAAAGUGUCAAAGUUCUUGAGGAACAAACCAAGAAGAGAACCGUGGAAUCCGUGGUGUUUGUGAAGAAGUCUCAGCUGGUCUCUUCUGAUGAUGACACUUCUUCAUGCGAUGAGAACUUUGAUGGUCGCAGCUCUGAUGAAUCGCUCCCGCAAAUUGAAGCAAGAGUUUCAGAGAAGGAUGUAUUGAUUCGAAUUCACUGCGAGAACCAGAAAGGAUAUGUGGUGAAAAUUCUAAGCGAAAUAGAAAAGUUUCAACUAUCUGUGGUUAAUAGCAGUGUCUUGCCAUUUGGAAAGUCCACUCUAGACAUAACCAUCAUUGCUCAGAUGGAUGAUGAAUGCAACAUGACGCUAACGGAUCUUGCCAAAAGCUUGAGAGUGGCUCUAUUGAAGUUCAUGUAACAUGCCAUGGGGCAUGUUCAUAUAUUCUGAGGAUUCUAUAUCGUCAACCUGUACAUGAUCUGAU
Messenger RNA from Rosa chinensis, 1589 nucleotides. RefSeq names its product transcription factor bHLH18. NCBI's taxonomy places the organism in Eukaryota, Viridiplantae, Streptophyta, Magnoliopsida, Rosales, Rosaceae. Gene Ontology annotation, molecular function: protein dimerization activity. The record is from RefSeq and is a predicted model, not a curated record. The transcript has 9 exons. The coding region runs from base 464 to 1525 and encodes 353 amino acids.